AUGGAUAAGCUCAAGUCAGUUGCGAUAUCCUUGGCUUUGGCCUCUGUCGUGGACGCAGGUGCUAUCCACCAGAGAGCUACCCCUACCCAGCCCAAUUGGUUCCAGACAUCCCCGGAUCUUUAUGCAGGUACUACGGCCACUGGUGCUGCGCCUUUUCUUGCUGAGAUCAACCCUGCUCCGUUCGGAGAGGCGACUUAUGUACCAAAUGCUCCAUUGGAAACAUCUGAGCCCAUUCAGGGUGCGAAUGGACGGAAUAUUUUCCACCUAAUGGGAGAUUUGAGUCCAUACUUCUCACCAUCAGAGGGAUUCGGCGUGGAGGAGUACCCUUUGCCUCUGGGGUCCAACAUCACGCAUAUGCACAUGCUUCAGCGCCAUGGUUCUAGGUACCCUUCUUCCUCCGAAGGCCUAGAUUCGUGGGCUGCAGGGAUUGUGAAAAAGAAAGGAGUCUUCAAGGGCAAGCUCGAGUUUUUGAAUGACUGGUCCUAUAAACUAGGCAAGGAAAUCCUUGUGCCAAAGGGUCGCCAGGAAUUAUUCGAUAGCGGCAUCUUGAACUUCUAUAACUACGGUCAUCUCUACAACAACAGCUCUUCCAAGUUAGUUGUCCGCACAACCUUGCAGUCUCGUAUGCUGGAGAGCUGUGAGAACUUCCUUGCUGGAUUCUUUGGCCUUGAAUGGAGGAAUCAUGCCAAUAUCCUGGCGACAAUUGAUCCAGCUACCACUGGUGACAUUUCGUGUACUAAGGAGGCUGAGACAAUGGUGGAAACUGUCGAGGUUCCCGUUGCUACUUGGAUGGCGAAAUACCUGAAGGAUCGAACUGCUGAGCUGAGACGUUUGACCGGAAGUUAUAACUGGACCGUGACCGAUACUUACCAUGCACAAGCUCUCUGCCCCUAUGAGACUAUCAGUGUUGGUUAUAGCGACUUCUGCCAGUUAUUUACCUAUGAAGAUUGGGUGAACUUUGCGUAUCUUAUGGAUAUUGAAUUCGCAGGCUAUUCCGGUUUUCAGAGCCCUACGGGCCGUGCCCAGGGCAUUGCCUGGGUGGAAGAGUUCCUGGCUCGUGUUGAGGGUCACUAUCUUGAUGUGCCUGCUAACACCACUGGAGCCAAUAUGACUCUGGACACAAACCCUGUCACAUUCCCAUUAGAUCAGAAUCUCUACUUCGAGUUCACACACGACGCAAAUAUUGUUUCUGUUUUGACGGCCUUCGGAUUAACCCAGUUUCGUGAUUACCUGCCGCUCACUGGCCCACCAAAGGAUCAGCAAUUUCACACUAGCAGAAUUGUUCCUUUUGCGGGUCGUUUGAACAUCGAAAUCAUCAAAGCACCGCAUGAGGUCUCCAAGAAGCGCUCCUCCAAGAUCUCCAAGAAGGAUUACAUCGCCGGCACCGGUGAGACACAGUAUGUCCACUUCAUCCUGAACCAACGCACACUUCCGCUGCAUUCUAGCUUUGAGGAAUGUGAGUAUCGUGAAGACGGCUGGUGCAAGCUUUCUACCUUCCUCAAGAUACAGCAGAAGAGUCUCUCCGAUGCUGAAUAUCAGUAUGCUUGCUUUGGCAACUGGACCGUGAAGUCAUGGGGCGCUGUGAGAAACGGUGUUCCUGCAUAG
Penicillium macrosclerotiorum is the source of this 1605-nucleotide messenger RNA. Its product is annotated as histidine phosphatase family protein. The record is from RefSeq and is a predicted model, not a curated record. The coding region runs from base 1 to 1605 and encodes 534 amino acids. Gene Ontology annotation, molecular function: acid phosphatase activity. Lineage: Eukaryota; Fungi; Ascomycota; Eurotiomycetes; Eurotiales; Aspergillaceae. The transcript is spliced from 3 exons.